Messenger RNA from Lemur catta (Ring-tailed lemur), 2001 nucleotides. It is a transcript of the gene B3GNT3, whose product is annotated as UDP-GlcNAc:betaGal beta-1,3-N-acetylglucosaminyltransferase 3. Gene Ontology annotation, cellular component: membrane. Bases 187 to 1368 code for a protein of 393 amino acids. Gene Ontology annotation, molecular function: N-acetyllactosaminide beta-1,3-N-acetylglucosaminyltransferase activity. The transcript is spliced from 5 exons. Lineage: Eukaryota; Metazoa; Chordata; Mammalia; Primates; Lemuridae. The record is from RefSeq and is a predicted model, not a curated record.
CGGGGACUCCUGCUCCCGUGAAAACUCUUCCUUCUGCUCCGGAGCGCAGGGCAGCAGGAGCCUGGCCGUCGCCUGGGGGUGCUGCUGCGGAGACAGAGGAGACCCCAGGGAACACGAACACUCCAAGGCAGCCUGGGAGCUGCCGAGGGGGCUCCUCAGACGGACCCCGGACCUGGGCUGGCCAGGAUGAAGUGUCCCCGGCAACUGCGGCCUCAUGUGGGCCUUGUUUUGGCUGUGGGCGCCUUCACUUCCCUCUUCCUGUUCAGUCUGCGCGAGUGGCCAUCCGCCUGUGUGGUCCCUGAGAAGCCACCAGCUACCCCCAAGACUCUGGCCUGGCCCACGCCACCUGCCCGCCCACGCCCUGCCAGGUGCCAGGCCAACGCCUCUGUGGCCACCCACCCGGACUUCGCGGGGCAGCCACUGCAGGUCCGCAAUUUCCUGCUGCACAGACACUGCCGCGAGUUCCCCCUGCUGCAGGACGCGCCCCUGGGUAAGUGCUCGGGGCCGGUCUUCCUGCUGUUGGUGAUCAAGUCCUCGCCCAGCAACUACGAGCGCCGGGAGCUGGUGCGGCGCACGUGGGGCCGCGAGCGCCGGGUGCGGGGCCUGCAGCUGCGCCGCCUGUUCCUGGUGGGCACGGCCCCCGACCCCCACCAGGCCCGCAAGGUCAACCGGCUGCUGAAGAUGGAGGCGCGGAUGCACGGUGACAUCCUGCAGUGGGACUUCCACGACUCCUUCUUCAACCUCACGCUCAAGCAGAUCCUAGCACACAGUAGGUGCUCCAUGAAGACCUUUUUGAUGGACAAGAACCCACAAGAGGUGCUGUUCCUGCAGUGGCAGGAGACCAGGUGCACCAACGCCAGCUUCAUGCUCAACGGGGAUGACGAUGUCUUUGCACACACGGACAACAUGGUCUCUUACCUGCAGGGCCAUGACCCAGGUCACCACCUCUUUGUCGGCCAUCUGAUCCAAAACGUGGGCCCCAUCCGGGCUCAGUGGAGCAAGUACUAUGUGCCACAGGUGGUGACUCAGGAGGAGCAAUACCCACCCUACUGCGGGGGUGGUGGCUUCCUAUUGUCCCGCUUCACGGCUGCCGCCCUACGCAGGGCUAUCCGUGUCUUGGACCUCUUCCCCAUUGACGAUGUCUUCCUGGGUAUGUGCCUAAAGCGCGAGGGACUGAAGCCCACCUCACACAGCGGCAUCCGCACAGCCGGCGUGCCAGCCCCCUCUCAACACCUGUCUUCCUUCGACCCCUGCUUCUACCGGGAGCUGCUGCUGGUGCACCGCUUCCUGCCAUAUGAGAUGCUGCUCAUGUGGGAUGCGCUGAACCAGCCGGACCUCGCCUGUGGCAAACAGACACAGGUCUACUGAGGCAGUCUCACGGUCUCCAGCCUCUGGGCUUCUGUCUCCACCCCCAUAGGGAGGGGCAGCUCCUUCCUCCCAGGAAGCUGAGAUGUUUGCCCUCCUAAGUGAGCCUGGCAUAGGGGAGUGCCAGGGAAGGUUUGAUGAGUGAAUAUUCUGGCUGGUGAACUCCUACACAUCCUUCAAAACCCACCUGGUGCUGCUGUAGCAUCUGCUCUGGAUGGACAGAGGAACCCUGAAAAUGUCAUUUUAAGGCUGAGGGCGGGCACCCCUCCCUUCCCUAAUGAAAAAAAGAAGAAGCCCUGAGACCUGCCGAAAACAAUAACUGCUAGGUCUGGCUAAGUUAAGGAAUGACCACACCUGGAUGGUCACCUUGAUAAGAGAUUCGGUUCCUGGAGUCCACACACACCACCAGCCCCUCCUAUUCCUCAAUAGGUAUUGCCCUAAAACUGCAACAAAGAAAUUCGUCACUCUUCACGCCAAAACUCUUCUCGCCAAAGAAACCCCCAUCCGCCAACCCUAAAAACAUAUGUAAGCCUACUCAAAACUCCUGGGCAGCGCGACUUCUCUGGCCCCACUCUUGGGACCCGUGAACCUCUCCCAAGAGUGCUCCAAUAAAGCCUUGUUGCUUAGCCCUUUCAA